Messenger RNA from Pieris rapae (cabbage white), 1483 nucleotides. RefSeq lists its product as uncharacterized. The transcript has 14 exons. NCBI's taxonomy places the organism in Eukaryota, Metazoa, Arthropoda, Insecta, Lepidoptera, Pieridae. The record is from RefSeq and is a predicted model, not a curated record. The coding region runs from base 50 to 1483 and encodes 477 amino acids.
CGUAUUUUUGCAAUUUUUAAUUAAUAUUUAUGCCAACCAUGCAAAAAGUAUGGUACCUAUUUUAUCAUUGGAACAAAAUAACGCUGAGAAUGUAACAACUCAGUCGACAGAAGAUUUAAAGUUUCUUCCCUUCAUAAUGUUAAUAAACCAAGCAGAGGAUACGAGCGAGUUUUGGCGGGAAACGGAAAUGUUGUCUCUGGUAAGGAACAACGAAAUGGGCAUAGACUAUGAGAAGUGCGAACAGAGCAGCCCCGAGAAAUCCGUAGUGCAUUUUCCGAGUCGACGUGUUGUAAGACCCAUCUGUAGAAGUACCUAUGAUUUCCAACUAUGCCCACAAUGUCCACGCUAUAGUAACUACACGGAAUGUGAGCUUUUUAGAGAUUCAUGCAGAGAACGUCGGGUCCAACCAGCAGAGCAUCGAAGUUACUGUGAUAAGAUUUAUGGAAAAUGGCGGGCCAUGUUUAUACCGGCCGAUUAUUCACAAUGUCGUUGCUGUGACGAGUGUGUGCUUUAUCGAGAAUUAGACCAAUCGUGCGUUCAAGACGAGUACAAUUUUGAUGCGGACGAAUUUCUUCCGGUGACAACUUUAGACUUUCGCGCUGGAUGUAACCCAUACUGGGGCCACCCUGAACAAGAGUUCAGGGCUCUGCGAUGUGAUAAAAUAUUGCGUAGAUGUGUGCCAGUCAACGUACCGUUACUACCAAAUGAAACUUUAAACUUCCGAAAGAGUUUCCGCUACGAUCCGCCCAGCGGAGGCAGUGAUUGCCCAAUACUGUGCCAUGGUUUCGACUGCCAGGGCGGUUCGGUUAAAGAAACAGACUGUAAACCUGGCGCCUUCCUGCCAGACAAAGACCAGUGCAAUUGUUGUGGUCGUUGCAGCACGUACCAACAACUGAAUGAGAAAUGUGCUGAAUUCAAGAAAACUGUUCACAUCGUUAACGGUUCGAAGGAAACUGAGGUCGAAGAAGAGUUCUUAGAACCAGGUUGUGAUGAUGGACUCGUCUGCAGGCAGGGGCUCUGUCAGGAUAUUCACACUGUUCAAACACAUUCUGGACGUAGAAAGAGAGAUGAUGGGCUGUAUGAAGCUAAUGAACCUUGCAAGCGAGAGAUGAAAGAAUUUAAGAAGAAAUAUGGAAGAGAUGGUCAUCUGCACUACAAUGCACCACAGUGCACCCCAUUGUGGUUGUAUGCUCCUGUUCAGUGCCGUCGUUUCGUAUGCUAUUGCGCGCUGGAAGAUGGCACGUUUAUAGAAGGCAUCAAAGUACCUCGCGUGGAGGUGUCGAAUAUGAACUGUGAUUGCGCCCGUGAAAAGUGCAGGACAAAUGUAAAUUUGGAAUGCGAUGGGUACGGAAAUUAUAAGGAUUCUGUUUUCACCAUGCGUCAAUACCAGUCAGGGGAUGAGAAGGCUACAGUUACGAAAAUUCCGACCCUGACGUCUCCACGAACUGGUUAUGAAGCAGCUUUACCUACUGGGUAUCUUUGA